This is a messenger RNA of Gymnodraco acuticeps, 1071 nucleotides long. RefSeq lists its product as uncharacterized. The annotation marks the transcript as partial. The record is from RefSeq and is a predicted model, not a curated record. The transcript is spliced from 6 exons. Gene Ontology annotation, biological process: intracellular signal transduction; cGMP biosynthetic process; receptor guanylyl cyclase signaling pathway. Lineage: Eukaryota; Metazoa; Chordata; Actinopteri; Perciformes; Bathydraconidae. Gene Ontology annotation, molecular function: peptide receptor activity; guanylate cyclase activity.
CCCCUCAGAGAUCGUGCAGGCGGUGCGUCAUGGCUCCGGCCCCCACCUCACCUGUUCCCCCCCCCCUCCCCCCCCUCAGACCCUCGCUCUGCCCCCUCAGCCACAGCGAGGAUCUGGGGCUCCUGAUGCAGCGCUGCUGGAACCAAGAACCAGCAGAACGUCCCGACUUCAGCUCCAUCAAGAUCCUGCUGAGGAAACAGCACAGGGGUUACGGUUCGAACAUCCUGGACAACCUGCUCUCCCGGAUGGAACAAUACGCCAACAACCUGGAGGAACUGGUGGAGGAACGGACUCAGGCGUAUCAUGAAGAGAAGCGUAAAGCAGAGACCCUGCUGUACCAGAUACUACCUCACUCAGUUGCAGAGCAGCUGAAACGAGGACAGACGGUUGAGGCCGAGGCCUUCGACUCCGUCACCAUCUACUUCAGUGACAUCAUCGGGUUCACAGCGCUGUCUGCGGAGAGCACGCCACUGCAGGUGGUGACGCUGCUCAACGACCUGUACACCUGCUUCGACGCCAUCAUCGACAACUUUGAUGUUUACAAGUGUGUCCCCCGGUGUGUCCCCGCUGUGUCCCCGCUGUGUCCCCGCUGUUUUAAAGACAGCCGGUUUGUGCCGCGAGCCCUGCUGCCUAAUAACCGACAGAGCUCUCCUGAACCGGGGGAACGGGGAGAUCUCAUUAGGCGGCUGCCUAUGAUCUCUGGGAUUUCCUGGAGAAUACCGCCUAUCGACGGCAGAGCCGUGAUGGUGGAUAGAGGCGGACCCAGUGCCAGCCCGGCAGCCGAACUUAUAGGCUCGGCUGUCGGGCUGACACCGGGCCCCGCCCUGUCUCCACCGUCCGGAGGAGAGGGAGGAUGGGGCCAGGGGAACCACAUGGUGAUCCGUGAAUGGAGGGGAAGGAGUCGCCUGCCUGCUGCCCGCCACUCGGAUCCCAUCAAUCAAGGGCUUGGUCCACGGAGUAAGACUCUUGGACCAGCCAAUCAUCCUCGGCCGCAGCCGCGAGAGCGUCCGCUCUCCGCUGUCUGUGUGCCGGAGGGCCAAUGCUUCUGCAACGGGGUGCUGAAGAAAAAAU